Brienomyrus brachyistius is the source of this 1158-nucleotide messenger RNA. It is a transcript of the gene smim15, whose product is annotated as small integral membrane protein 15. Lineage: Eukaryota; Metazoa; Chordata; Actinopteri; Osteoglossiformes; Mormyridae. The record is from RefSeq and is a predicted model, not a curated record. The coding region runs from base 1 to 225 and encodes 74 amino acids. The transcript has a single exon.
AUGAUUGACGUGAAGGAAUGGGCACAGUACGUGGUGGAGUGGGCCGCCAAAGACCCCUACGGUUUCCUCACCACCGUUGUCCUGGCGCUCACACCCCUAUUCAUCGCCAGUGCCCUGUUGUCGUGGAAACUCGCCAAGAUGAUCGAGGCCAGGGACCGGGAACAGAAGAAGAAGCAAAGGCGGCAGGAGAACAUUGCCAAGGCAAAGAGGCCAAAGAAAGACUGAGGUGCUCAGGAGCUGGAGUGGGGAAGUGACUAAUGCUGUGUUUGCCUCUGCCUCCAGAACCCCACCCUCCCACCACCCACUCCAGAGGAAGGGGCCACAGUCCUAAUAAUGGCUCGCAGGUUUUAGACAGAAGUGGUUUAACAGCACAAGCUCUGUGGAGCCACAGUGGAGAGGAGUAUCACUUACAGGCAGAGAGGGGAAAAGGGUGCAUUUUUCUGCAAGAAUCUCAUUUGCAGAAAUCUGUAGUCUUUGUAUAGUAGUUCAGCAUUCCAUUAGUUUCAGAAGUUUGUUCUGUUCCCCAAGGUGCCCUAUACAAGUUAACCCAUUAAUGAAAUACUUCAAAAUAAUGUGUGUUUAAUGAAAGAUUUUUUUAUAAAGAUGCUUGGAACACAACCUUGCCAUCACUGUUUGUGGUUUGAGUUCAGAUACUGAUGUAUUAUACAAAUUUGAUUCAUGAAAACAAAACAUCUAAAUCAGUCUGGGAAUCAAGGUGCUAUAUACCAGGUCCAAAGUUAACUUGUACUCCAGUGCGUCGUCCGUGAAUGUUUAUACCACUAAAUACCCGCUCUGAUUGACAGCUUUUUCAUAUGGUUGUAUGUGAUAGAUACAAGUUUGAAGACAAGGCUGUAGAAUGCAGGACUAUGAUCACCUGAAUAUAUCAACCAUGUCAGCCCACUGAAGUUAAGUAACCUCUCCUCUGACAAAUGGUCAUUAGAAAAUCUUUACCACAGAGUGAAUGGCCAUGGUCUUUCCAUUAGAUUGUGCCUAUUUAUGUGGCAGCACUCUACAUCUAUGGCUUUUAUCUUUAAAAAUAAUGUAAGACCGUAUUUCCUGGAGAGGAGUCAUCUGAGUGUUUACUCUGAAAUCAGUCUGUUGCGUCUCAAGAUCAAUGCCCUCAAUAAAUGUUUUUGUGCACACACACAAUUACAAACA